Messenger RNA from Cicer arietinum (chickpea), 1959 nucleotides. RefSeq names its product protein NRT1/ PTR FAMILY 2.13-like. Gene Ontology annotation, molecular function: transmembrane transporter activity. The record is from RefSeq and is a predicted model, not a curated record. Gene Ontology annotation, biological process: transmembrane transport. Gene Ontology annotation, cellular component: membrane. NCBI's taxonomy places the organism in Eukaryota, Viridiplantae, Streptophyta, Magnoliopsida, Fabales, Fabaceae.
AGGCUAUUGUGCAAUUCAUUCAAGGGAUUGGAUAGAUACAUUGGUUUAAUAUUUAUAAUUAAAUUAAAUGGAGGUGGAGAAAAAAAAGAGAAACCAUACAAGAUCUUUGUGGUCCUCUUGUUGCAGCAAUUGGAAUUCAAAAAAAUCAUCAAUUGAUGAAAUUGAUUUGGACAAUUCAUCAAAUCCAAGGGUAAUGAAAGAAAGGCCUGGGUGGAAGGGAGCUAAAUAUAUCUUAGGAAAUGAGACAAUUGAGAGGAUAGCAACAUAUGGAAUGCAAGGAAAUUUCUUAGUGUAUUUGUUGAAUGUGUUUCAUUUGAGUCAAGUUGGUGCUGCAAAUAUUAUAAGCCUUUGGAUUGCAGUGAGCAAUUUGAUACCAAUGAUUGGUGCUAUUAUUUCUGAUGCAUUUUUAGGGAAAUUCAGAACCAUUGUUUUGGCUUCAAUUGGAACUCUUGUGGGAAUAGUGAUAAUAACACUAACAGCAUGGUUACCACAACUUCAUCCACCAACUUGCAAUCAUCAUCAAGUGUGUGUUGCUCCAACAAGUUUUCAUCUUUCCAUCUUAAUUUUUGGCCUAUCUUGGCUAGCUAUAGGGACAGGUGGAAUAAGACCUUGUGCUAUUCCCUUUGCAAUUGAUCAAUUUGACACAAAUACCCUUGAAGGAAAAAAAGGUGCAAGUAGAUUCUAUAAUUGGUACUACACAACACAAACAUUUGUUAUGUUGAUUAAUGCAACAUUGAUAGUUUACAUGCAAAAUAAAAAUUGGGUUGUGGGAUUUGGCACACUAGGCUUACUCAUGUUGUGUGCAAUAAUUAUAUUUCUAGUUGGAAAAAGUGCUUAUUUUUUUAUUUCAGCUGAGGGGAGUAUAUUUUCUGGCAUUGCAAAAGUGAUUGUUGCAGCUUAUAAGAAACAUCAACUUCAAUUUCCUUCAAAGGAAGGGGAAUGUGUUUACUAUGAUCCACCACUUGAAGAUGUUAAAGCACUCAAAAUGCCUUUAACUAAAGAACUUAGGUGUUUAAACAAAGCAGCUAUGAUACAAGACAAUGAAAUUAAUCCUGAAGGCAGAGUAACAAAUACAUGGAAUCUUUGCAGCAUUCAACAAGUUGAAGAAUUAAAAUGUUUGAUUAAAAUAAUUCCAAUUUGGGCUUCUGGAUUUCUUGGUGCAAUACCAAUAGUACAACAAGGAAUAUUUCCUAUAACCCAAGCCUUGAAAAUGGACAGGCACAUUGGAUCAUUUGAAAUUCCUGCUCCAUCAUGUAGCAUAGUUACCCUAAUUACCAUUGCUAUAUGGCUUCUAUUCUAUGACUUCUUUGUUCAACCAGCUCUUGCAAAAGUCACCAAACAAGUUGAAGGGAUAAAAAGCCUUCAAAAGAUUGUUAUAGGUAAUAUUUUCUCAAUUCUCGUAAUGGUGAGUGCUGGCUUGGUUGAAUGGUAUAGAAGGAAUAUGGCUAUCUCAAAUACUUAUGGAACCAAACCAAUAUCUGCAUUUUGGCUAGCUCCACAAUAUAUCAUGUUAGGAUUUUGUGAAGUUUUUUUAUUAAUUGGGUACAUUGAAUUCUACAAUAGUGAAUCACCUCAAAAAAUGAAAAGCAUAGGAAAUUCUUUGCACUAUCUUAUGUUGGCAUGCUCAUCUUAUGCUGGAGUAUUGGUGAUCAACAUUGUGAAUAAAGUUACUCAAAGGAAUGGUGGAAAGGGUUGGCUUAAUAAUGACAUCAAUGUUGGAAGAUUGGAUUACUAUUAUUUUUUAAUUUCAGGAUUAGGUGCAAUUAAUCUUGUUUAUGUCAUAUUUUGUGCUAAACGAUAUCGUUACAAGGUUGUUGUGAAAGCGGAAGUUGCUGACUCAAUUUGAGCUAUAUUGCGUAUGUUUAAUCAAUAAAUAUAAGAAUUUACAUAUCUUAUGAAUAGAAAGUACUGCUGUUAACCGAUAAAUACCGAAAUUAUUAGAUUGAACAUUUUUAUUUA